Molecule: messenger RNA, 672 nt
Organism: Fusarium tjaetaba
Lineage: Eukaryota; Fungi; Ascomycota; Sordariomycetes; Hypocreales; Nectriaceae
Product: DNA repair REV1
Exons: 1
Coding region: 1-672 (223 amino acids)
Source: RefSeq, a predicted model, not a curated record
AUGUCACACCCUAUACGGAAGGCCGCCGAGCCUCAACACGCUGCAUCUUUUGACCCAUGGAACUCAUCGUCAACCGGCCACCAACGUCCUGAAUCAUGCCCCGGAACUGGCUGGCGCGAGUCCCGUAACCUCAAGCUCAACAGUCAAUUUCGCAGCGGCUUAUCUGGUGGAAAGCGUUUGAGCGACACAUGGGGUGCUGGCUCAGAGGAUUACGAUGUGAAACGCAAGAUGUUGGUUCCCAAGGCAGUGAAGGAAAGGGCACAGCGGAGCGUGAAGGAUAUGCUCGUGCAACCAGGCAAGAUGCGUGAGAGUCUAGGGGUGAAGGAUGAGGCCCAAGGAAAAGGAUAUGAAGCACUCAUGGAAUCAAGAAAGCUGGAGGAUGAAGAGAGAGAAGCAGAAGUGUCUCGCCGACGGAUAUUUGAUGGGGUGACUGUUUACGUCAACGGGAGUUGUUUCCCUCUCAUAUCAGAUCUCAAGCUCAAGCAGCUUGUCACUGAACACGGAGGUCAGAUGUCAUUGCACCUCGGACGCCGGAAAGUCACCCAUGUCAUACUAGGAAGGUCAGCUGGACGAUACUCGGGCACCGGAGGUGGCCUUGCUGGAGGGAAACUAGAAAAGGAGAUUAGGAGAACGGCUGGAUGUGGAGUUAAGUUUGUUGGUGCUGAAUGGUAA